AUGGUCAAGAUUGAACAACUCGACACAACGUCGACGUUUGCUUGGAACCAUGAUACUUUGCCCUUAUUGGCUACUGGAUCUGUAGCUGGAGCUGUGGACAUUAACUUUUCUGCGUCUUCUAAAUUGGAGAUCUGGGACGUAUUUACAAGUAAAGGACAACCUAUUUUUUCCACUCCAGUGGAACAACGAUUCCAUGCUUUGACCUGGUCCAAGCCCAUGGAAGGUAGACCCAGCGGGGUUUUAGUUGGUGCUAUGCAAAAUGGUAACGUUGAAUUUUGGGAUGCUGACGUAUUAAUCAAGUCCAAAGAUGUUCAAAAGGCUUUAAUCCACUCUUCAAAUAAACAUGCUGGUCCAGUUAAAUGCUUACAAUUUAAUCCAAACCAACCCCACGUGUUGGCCACGGGUGGUUCUAAUGGACAAAUUUUCAUUUGGGAUAUUAAGACGUUUGCUGAUCCAAUUAAUCCUGGUCAAGCGAUUUCUCCAAUGGAUGAAGUUACUCUGAUUGCUUGGAAUAAUUCUGUACCCCAUAUUUUUGCUUCUACUGGUAAUUCAGGUUAUACUUCGAUUUGGGAUUUAAAAGCCAAAAGAGAGGUGCUUCAUUUAUCUUAUGUUAAUCCUAAAACAAAUGGUAAAGCCAACUUCUCUUGUGUCGCUUGGCAUCCAUCUCAAUCAACUAAAUUAAUCACUGCAAGUGAUACAGAAGUUUGUCCAUUAAUAUUAUCUUGGGAUUUAAGAAAUGCAAAUGCCCCAGAACGUAUUUUAGAAGGUCAUAUGUCGGGUGUCCUUUGCUUAGAUUGGUGCUCUAAAGAUGCUAAUUUAUUAUUAUCAAGUGGUAAAGAUAAUGCAACUUUAAUUUGGAAUCCAAUUACUGGUGAAAAAUUGGGUAGUUAUCCUUCAACAACCAAUUGGGCUUUUAAAGUUCAAUUUGCCCCUCUGGCUCCUGAUGUCUUUGCUUCUGCUUCAUUUGAUGGGAAAAUUGUAAUUCAAACUUUACAAGAUACAACUCCUGCACCUGAAGCUCCAAGUACUAAUGUCGAUGAUAGUACCUUUUGGAGUGAAAUCUCUUCAUCUCAAACUCAACAACCUGUUUUUGAUAAGAUCCAAGCUCCCUCGUGGUUAGCAUGUCCUUCCAGCGUUUCAUUUGGUUUUGGCUCCAAAUUGGUUUCCAUUACUUCAUCCAAUGGUAAAUCUAUCAUUAAUAUUAAAAAAAUUGCUACCUCAAAUGAUACCACCAAAUCAGAUAAAUUGGCCAAAGCUUUGAAUGAAAACGAUUUCCAUGAAUUAAUUGAUGAAAAAACAAAUCAACCGUUUGUCAAUGAAAAUGAUAAAGAAGAUUGGAAUAUAAUUAAGGAGUUUUCUGAUUUAGGGAAGUCCCUGUUCUUGGAAAAUGUGUAUGGAAAGAAAAGUACCACUACAGACCAAUCUGAUAUUCUUAAAGGAAUGGAUGGUGACUUAUUGGAAUCUCCUAUUGUGAAUGGUGGGAAUGAAUCAUUCUUUGACAAUUUAAGUAAUGGUGUCACAAAGGAUAUUGAAUUUACAUACUCUCCAUCAGGAAAGUUUUCAAUUUCUGACGAUGAAUCUAAUUAUAAAUUGAUCCAGCUAAUAUUGCAAAAUAGAAUUAAUGAAGCCACAGAUUUAUGUUUGAAAGAAGACAAAUUGGCUGAAGCAUUGAUUUUAGCCUUAGAUGCUGAAGUUGAAGUGAAAGAAAAGGUUAGAAGUGCCUAUUUCAAAAAACAUGCUGAUAAUACCUUAUCAAGAAUUCUUUAUAAUGUUGCUUCUAAAAAUGUCACUGAUAUUGUAUCAAAUGCAGAUGUUAGUGAUUGGAAGGAAAUCGCUGCAACCAUUUCAUCAUUCACUAACGAUGGUGAUGAAUUUGAUUCCAAGAUAACGGAAUUGGGUGACCGUGUUUUGGCAGCAGGGUCUAGAUUCAAUGCUCUUCAAUGUUAUUUUGCAGGUGGAGCAUUGGAUAGAAUUGCAAAGAUUUGGAUUGAAGAAUUACCUCAAUUUGAAGAAGAAUUAUUAACAUCCAAUAACGAGACGAUUUCAACUCCUUCUGACGCCCGCUUUGCUUCUUUGAAUAACUUUGUUGAAAAGAUUUCUGCUUACAGAUCUGCUGCUAACUUUGAAGGUGUAUUUAGUGGUCCAAACCUUCUGGCCAUUUCCAGAAUAAUUAUUGAAUACGCAUCUGUUGUUGCAGGUGAUGGACAAUUCAGUUUGGCAACUAAGUUUUUGGACUUGUUGCCAACUGAAAUCGUGGUUAAGGAGAAGGAAAGAAUCUCCAAGGCUAGUGGACUUGCUACAACUGAUGCCCAUGUUACCAACAAUUCAUUUGCUCAAUCCAAGAGACUUCAAAGCAUGUCUGCUGCCUCUAGUGCUGCUGUUCAAAGAGGUGGUCCAAGAAGACAAUCUAGUUAUGCACCUGCUGCUACUUUUGGCUUUGCUCCUGCCAAUGGUCCAGUUCCAUUGCCUUCAAUGAACGUCCCACCACCUCAAGCGUCCUCUACUAACCAAUAUGCUCCACCAACCAAUCCUUAUGCUCAACCAACAGCUCAAGGGAUGAUGAUGAAACCUCAAUCUAUAAGUGGACCCCCAAGAGUUCCACUGAUUGUUUCCCCUCCAGUGAGAUCACCAAUGGCCGACCCAGCAUUACUUGCUUCUGCUGGUCCUCGGAGUAUUAGUAGACAAAGUUAUGGAACCAUUGCUCCUAUUAUGCCCCCUAUCAAGCCUAUGUCUCCUACACCUGCAAGUACUUAUACUAAUGUUUAUAAGCCAACUGUUCCUGCUGUGGGAGCUCCCGGACUGUUGAGUUCACCAACUCCUAACUCCACCAAAUCAUGGUUGGAAAACACUGAUGGUUGGAAUGAUUUACCAGAAACUUUUAAACAACCUACUCCUCCAAAACGUGCUGCUGCAGUUGCAGUUGCAUCACCCAAACUACCAGCUCAAGUGAAGAUGGUACCAACGAAACCAACUCCUUUACCACAAGCUGCUCCACCACCACCUAAGGCUGCUUCUCGAAGUGCGUCUUCAGCUUCAACUUCAACUUCAACUUUGACUGAUAAACCAACCAAUCAACAACAACAACAAAAGCCAAAGGAAAAUACCAGAUCUAAUCGGUAUGCCCCACCUCCAGGUUCAGCUACUCCAUCGGCCGUUCCAUCUAAUCUUUCAACACCUCCAUUGACAGCUUCUUCAAGUAUGUCCAUGUCCAUACCACCAAAGAACCCUUAUGCUCCUCCACCUCCAUCCAAGACCGAUAUUCCUCGUCCAAAACCUCAACCUAUUGCUUCGUCAAUGCCCAACGUUAAUACUGCAGUGAACUUUAAUCCUCCUGCUGCACCCCCAAAGAACCCCUAUGCUCCUCCAUCUCAACCAUCCAUGGGUAUUCCUCAACCUCCACAACAACAUCAUCAUGGUGGUAAGACCACCAAUCCACCCACCGGGAAGAUGCCGGGACCACCUCCACCUCGUGCACCAUCCAUUUCAUCCCAAAAUUCUCAAGCACAAGCACAAGCACAAGCACAAGCACAAGCACAAGCACAUGCACAAGCACAUGCACAUGCACAAGCGCAGGCACCUCCUCCACCUCCAACAGCUCAUAAGGUUGAACACCCAUCACCAGUUCAACCACCACCAAAGUUCAAGGCCGUCAGUAGAACUUCUUCUGCCACAAUCUCCACUCCUCCUCAGCCGGAACUUGAUCCACUUGCAGUGAGAAGAAUCAACGACUACUUCAAGGCGGCGUCCGCUAAGAUCCAACCCCAAGUCCCCGACAAGUUUAAGGCCCAUGCUCUGGACAUGGCAAAGAGAUUAAAGUAUUUGUAUGAUGCUUUAGAGAAGAAGAAGGUUUCUGCUCCAGUGGUUGAUCUUUUGAACCAAGUGGUCACUUCAUUGGAGAACCAUGAUUUUAAAUCCGCGGCGGAGUUAAACAGCCGCAUCUCUGAUCAACAUCCAUCUCAAACCGGUAACUGGUUCAUUGGUGUCAAACGGUUGAUUAGUAUGAGCGAAGCUUUUGCUUAA
This is a messenger RNA of Lizanozyma spartinae, 4020 nucleotides long. RefSeq names its product Pga63p (gene PGA63). Gene Ontology annotation, biological process: intracellular protein transport; COPII-coated vesicle cargo loading; endoplasmic reticulum to Golgi vesicle-mediated transport. The coding region runs from base 1 to 4020 and encodes 1339 amino acids. NCBI's taxonomy places the organism in Eukaryota, Fungi, Ascomycota, Pichiomycetes, Serinales, Debaryomycetaceae. The record is from RefSeq and is a predicted model, not a curated record. Gene Ontology annotation, cellular component: endoplasmic reticulum exit site; COPII vesicle coat. The transcript has a single exon. Gene Ontology annotation, molecular function: protein binding; structural molecule activity.